AAAGGGCCAAGGCCAGGAGACGCCUGAGUGCAAAUCCCAAACAGGCCUGGCUCUGGGCGGGACCAGCAGGCCAGCGUCUCUCCCCGCUCAGCGCACAGGCUCCCAGGAGGGUGUCAGACCACAGCUCUGUGCUGACAGAGCCCGCAGCCUGUGGGAACAGCACUCCGGCUCCUGACACCCGAACAGAAUGGAGGAGCCGAAAUGUGAAUGGACAGAGCGCAUAGCUGUGGACUAUGUGAAGGGAAUCCUUCAACCCAAACCCACCUGCGACACCUGGGACCAGAUCUGGGACUUCCAGGCCAGGCCCGACGACCUGCUCAUCUGCACCUACCCUAAAGCAGGGACAACGUGGACUCAGGAGAUAGUGGACUUGAUACUAAACGAUGGUGAUGUUGACAGAACUCAGCGAGCACCUACUCACGUGCGGUUUCCUUUCAUCGAAUGGAUCAUCCCGUCCAUAGGAUCGGGCUUGGAACAAGCUAAUGCGAUGCCCUCGCCACAGACCCUGAAAACACACCCUCCCUUCCAAUUGCUGCCCCCGUCCUUCGUGGAGAAAAACUGUAAGAUAAUCUAUGUGGCGAGAAACCCCAAGGACAAUCUGGUGUCUUACUACCAUUUCCACAGGAUGAAUAAAGCGCUUCCGGCCCCAGGGACCUGGGAAGAGUAUUUUGAGAGCUUUCUGACUGGGAAAGUGUGCUGGGGCUCAUGGCACGACCACGUGAAAGGAUGGUGGGAAGCCAGAGACCAACACCGCAUCCUCUACCUCUUCUACGAGGACCUGAAGACGAACCCAAAGCAUGAAAUCCGGAACUGGGAAAAUUUAUUGGAAAAAAAGCUGGAUGACAAUGUCCUAGAUAAAAUUGUCCAUCACAGUUCGUUUGAUGUCAUGAAGCAAAAUCCCAUGGCAAACUACACGGUAGUCCCCGCUGAGGUCAUGGACCACUCGGUCUCUCCGUUCAUGAGGAAAGGGACCGUCGGAGACUGGAGGAAUCACUUCACCGUGGCUCAGAACGAGCGGUUUGACGAAGACUAUCAGCGGAAAAUGGCUGGGACAAGUCUAACUUUCCAGUUCUAGAGAGAGAAAGAGUUUUAGUUUAUUACCCAGCUCACUGGGCAACAACCGAUAGAAGUUCCAUUCCCCAGACACACGGCAUAGGGCCCGGGUUCUCGGACCAGGUGUCGCUCAUGUUUGCUUUCGCUCGCUCUACAAAGGAAAGCAGCAGUGACUGGGGACGGUGGGAUGGGAACUGUCGGGAGGAGGUUCAAUAAGCUCCUAGUUACACACGUGA
This is a messenger RNA of Pipistrellus kuhlii (Kuhl's pipistrelle), 1289 nucleotides long. Its product is annotated as sulfotransferase 1C4. NCBI's taxonomy places the organism in Eukaryota, Metazoa, Chordata, Mammalia, Chiroptera, Vespertilionidae. Gene Ontology annotation, molecular function: sulfotransferase activity. Gene Ontology annotation, cellular component: cytoplasm. Bases 188 to 1075 code for a protein of 295 amino acids. The transcript is spliced from 8 exons. Gene Ontology annotation, biological process: sulfation. The record is from RefSeq and is a predicted model, not a curated record.